AUGUUUGUUAACCCAAAUGUUGGUUCAGUUUCAUUAUCGUCACCUGAUAACCAUCAUUUUGAACCAAAGACUAGUGCCCCAAAGUUCAUGGAAUUAACUCCAGGCAUAUCAUCAUAUCUUAAUGGGAAAGAGCUUUCUGUUGCUUGUACAUCUUGUGAUAACUUUAAGCAGCUUACGUGUUGA
This is a messenger RNA of Meloidogyne enterolobii, 183 nucleotides long. The record is from the annotation of a GenBank genome assembly. Lineage: Eukaryota; Metazoa; Nematoda; Chromadorea; Rhabditida; Meloidogynidae.